AUGUAUUGGAACCUAUUAUCGGGAUACAUGAUAGAAAAAAUGUGUCGAUUGUAUAAAAAUAGAUCCCAAUUUGCUGGUAACUAAGCUGUCAAUGGAGUCUGUAACAUAUGUACAGGAUACCCAUCAACAUGUUCUGCUUGUGAUGCUAAUAGCAACUGUACAAGUUGUUCUUUAGUCAUACUAAUCUCAUACAAUACAUAAAACAAUACUACAGUGUGUUCUUUAUGUCAAGAUCUUUACUAUGUUAAUGCAUUAGGACAACGUGCUAAGUGUGAUUCAGCUGGAGAAAGUAAUGCUUUGAGAUGUCAUUAUGAUGCAACUGUUACUGGUAAUAUAGUCUUUACCUAAUGCAAACCACAGUACUUCUUGGAUAAUAACAAAUAUACUCAAGAUUAAUCUAGUAACACUUAUGCCAAGUUACAAGUACCAGCAGAUCAAACUACAAUCAAUAACUAAAAUUGUGCUGAAUGCUGGCCUGGAUUUUUUGCCAAUCCGGAAGUUGCUCAAUAAGCACAAGUAAUUAACCAUCUUGUACUUUAUGUAUUGAUGGAUACUAUGCUGAUUCAAAUCAAAAAUGCCAAUCCUGUUUUUUCAAUUGUACUUCAUGUAGUGGACCUGCAAUUAGAGAUGGUACAAAUUACUAAGCUGGUUAUUUCAAGGGAACCAAUUCAUGCACAGCUUGUACUUGUUGACAAGAGCAAUCACGCACUUGUUUGGUUUGCUAAGAUGCAACUAACUCUUCCAGUUGUAUAAAUGGCUACUAUGUUUCAAAUGGUUAAUGUUUGGCCUGUUAAUAUGGAUGUAGUUAAUAUACUACCCCAGGAAACGUAUGCACAGCAUGUAUCAUCGGAUACUAUUUAUAAAACGGAGGUUGUGUUCAAGACAAUGGAAAUUGCUAUUUCACUGAUAGGCUCAAUGUAUUCACCACAAUCCAAGCAAAUUAAAUCAAUGGUUGUUAGAUCUUGGAUGGUUAACUUAAUAAACCUCAUCAUAGAUUCAAGAUUAUGUUUGCAUGUAAUGUGUUUAUCCUUAAACCGCUUUUGUUUACAGAACCAACCCAUAAGAUGUUACUGUCUAAUCUCCGGUGAUCUCAUUACCAUUUAGCAGUCAAUAAUGGUAUAUGCACAUCAUGUACUAAUCUUACUGCUUGUACCUAAAUUACAUGCUCUGCUAAUUACUUCCUAACCAAUAUCAAUAACACCCAAUUAUGUGCACCCAUACCAGCUGGAUGCAGUGAAUUAACAUACUCAACUACUCUACUUGCCUUAGCUUGCAAAAAACGUAACAAUUGAUCUACUCUUUUUGGAUCAUAAAUCUGCGUUUCAAAUACUGAUUGUCAAACUUAAAAUCAAUCACUGA
This is a messenger RNA of Paramecium tetraurelia, 1359 nucleotides long. RefSeq lists its product as uncharacterized. The record is from RefSeq and is a predicted model, not a curated record. The transcript has 5 exons. NCBI's taxonomy places the organism in Eukaryota, Ciliophora, Oligohymenophorea, Peniculida, Parameciidae.